Molecule: messenger RNA, 7617 nt
Organism: Stegastes partitus (bicolor damselfish)
Lineage: Eukaryota; Metazoa; Chordata; Actinopteri; Pomacentridae
Gene: tulp4a
Product: TUB like protein 4a
Exons: 13
Coding region: 197-5635 (1812 amino acids)
Molecular function (GO): protein binding
Source: RefSeq, a predicted model, not a curated record
UGAGUCACUGCUGCGGAUCACCGGAGCAGCCGAGGGGGGGAAGCGCCAGGACUAUGCCCCGUUGUCGCUGUGUGACACCCGACGCCCAGCAGGUAACCCCAGCGGAGGAGCGCCGCUGGUAACGGGACUAACUCCUCCCAAGAGCCUCCCCGCGGGUACCGUUCUGUUCACCGGAGAGCCGCGGGGAGCUGCAGGGAUGUUCGCCGCCGUGGAGCAUGGCCCGGUGCUCUGCAGCGACUCCAACAUCCUGUGCCUGUCCUGGAAGGGCCGCGUGCCCAAGAGCGAGAAGGAGAAGCCGGUGUGCAGGAAGCGCUACUACGAGGAGGGCUGGCUCGCCACCGGGAACGGCCGAGGGGUCGUCGGGGUCACGUUCACGUCCAGCCACUGCAGAAGGGACCGGCCCACCCCGCAGAGAGUCAACUUCAACCUCAGAGGACACAACAGCGAGGUGGUGCUGGUGCGGUGGAACGAGCCCUUCCAGAAACUGGCCACCUGUGACACCGAUGGAGGGAUUUUUGUUUGGAUCCAGUAUGAGGGUCGCUGGUCUGUGGAGCUGGUCAAUGACCGUGGAGCUCAGGUGAGCGACUUCACCUGGUCCCAUGAUGGCACCCAGGCUCUUAUCUCCUAUCGUGAUGGCUUCGUCUUGGUGGGCUCCGUCAGCGGCCAGAGGCACUGGUCCUCCGAGAUCAACCUGGAAAGCCAGAUAACCUGUGGCAUCUGGACUCCCGAUGACCAACAGGUGUUGUUUGGUACUGCAGACGGUCAGGUCAUAGUGAUGGACUGCCAUGGGCGCAUGUUGGCCCACAUACUGCUGCAUGAGUCGGAUGGUAUUGUCAGCAUGUCCUGGAACUACCCCAGCUUCCUGGUGGAGGACAGCAGUGAGAGUGACACGGACUCUGACGAGUACUCCCCACCACAAGUGCACAGCCAGAAACCACUGCUGACAGUCAGCUUCACCUCCGGAGACAUCAGCCUGAUGAACAACUACGAUGACCUCUCCCCCACCCUCAUCCACACUGGUCUGAAAGAUGUGGUGGUCCAGUGGUGCUCGCAGGGGGAUCUGCUUGCGGUUGCAGGGAUGGAGAGGAUAGUCCUUUCCCCUGACACCUCCUGUCCUCCACCCACCAGGAACGCAGUUGUCAAGUUCUACAACGUGCGGGGUGAACACAUCUACUCACUGGACACGCCGGCACAGCGCCCCAUCACUACGCUCUGCUGGGGUCACCGGGACUCUCGCCUGUUCCUGGCGUCGGGCCCGGCGCUCUACGUUGUUCGAGUGGAGCACCGUGUCGCCACCCUGCAGCUGCUCUGCCAGCAGGGCAUCGCCACCGCAGUAAAGGAGGAGAAAGAUGUCGCCAAGCUCACCAUGCCUUCACGCCUCUGUUCUUACGUCACUGCCGCUUUUGUCCCCACCAUCAAGCCUCCCAUCCCCGACCCAAACAACAUGCGUGAUUUUGUGAGCUACCCGACAGCCGGAAACGAACGUCUGCACUGCACCAUGAAGCGUACGGAGGACAACCCUGAGGUGGGGGGACCCUGCUAUACUCUGUACCUGGAGUACCUCGGAGGUCUGGUGCCGAUCCUCAAGGGCCGACGGAUAAGCAAACUGCGGCCAGAGUUUGUCAUUAUGGACCCCAAGACAGACGGGAAAACAGAUGAGAUCUACGGUAACAGUCUGAUAUCGGCUAUGAUCGACAGCUGUAACUGCUCAGACUCCAGUGACAUUGAACUGAGCGAUGACUGGGUUGGCAAGAAGUCUCCAAAGAUAUCCAGGGGUAGCAAAUCCCCCAAACUGCCCAGGAUUAACAUUGAUCCGAGAAAAUCACCCAAACUGUCCCGCGCCACGCAGGAGAUCUCCAGGUCACCACGGUUACCGAUAAGGAAACCCUCGAUUGGGUCACCCAGUCUAACACGGAGGGAAUUUCCUCUAGAUGACAUCACUCAGCAAAAUUACCUUGCUCAGGUCACAUCCAAUAUUUGGGGAACAAAGUUUAAGAUCGUGGGGCUGGCCACGUUCUUGCCAACCAAUCUUGGUGCAGUCAUCUACAAGACAAGCCUCCUCCAUCUGCAGCCCAGACAGAUGACCAUCUACCUGCCAGAGGUCCGCAAGAUCUCCAUGGACUACAUUAACCUCCCUGUGUUUAGCCCCAAUGUUUUCAGUGAGGAUGAAGAUGACCUGCCUGUCACAGGCCCUGCUGGUGGUGCCGAUGACAACCCGCCCUGCACUGUCAACAUCCCUAUUGCCCCCAUACAUAGUCCCGCCCAGGCCAUGUCCCCGGCGCAAAGCAUUGGUCUGGUCCAGUCACUUCUAGCCAAUCAGAAUGUUCAGCUAGAUGUCCUAACCAAUCCCUCAGCAACCCCUGCUGGAGCAGCUGCUGGUGGGUCAGACCAAAGCCAGGACACGAUCCUCACAGCCCAGUACACAGUCCCCACCAGGUACUCCAGUCCUGGUCAGGUCAUUUUUGGGGGACUGGAAGUAGGUCGCCUGAUGGUCGGACCUCCACCUUCUCAUCAUCCUUCACAACAACAACAGCAACAACCGAGUCAACAUCAACAACAUCAACAACAACAUCAACAACAACAACAGCAGCAACAACAACAACAACAACUGCUACAACAUCACCAACAAAUUCAGCACCACCAACAGCAGCUUCAGCAACAGCAGCAGCUUCAGCAGCAACAGCAGCUCCAACAGCAGCACAUGCUCCAGCACCAACACCUACAGCAGCAGCAGCAGCUUCAGCAGCAGCACAUUCAGCAGCAGCUCCAACACAUACAGCAGCAGCAGCAUCAACAGCAACUCCAGCAGCACAUACACAUACAGCAACAGCAACAACUACAGCAACAGCAUCAACAAAUUCAGCAGCAUCUGCAGCAACAGCAACAAAUGCAUCAUCAACUGCAGUCUCAGCAGCAGCAGCAGCAACAUCAGAUGCAGCAACAGCAGCACCACCAUCAGCUUCAGCAGCAGCUUCAAAUUCAGAUCCCUGUUUCCUCCAUGUCAUCAGGACAGCCUUCAGGCGCCACUCUGCACCAGCUACAGCCGGGGGCGCUGCAGAUCCAGAUUCCUCACCCACCCGCUGAUUUAGUGGUUGAAAGAGCAGUGGGGGUUGAACAUGAGCACCUACUGAAGAUCAAAACCACUCGGUCAACUCCGCAGCUGGCUGAGGGUGACACAGUGGUGUUCAGUGCCCCUCUGGAGCUCAGCAAGAUGAACCCCCCGCCUCCCUACCCCGGAACAGUGGCUGCUGCUGUGGCUGCCGCUGCAGCUGCUGCUGCCUCAGCAUCGGCGUCCACUGCAGCUUCCAGUGCUGCAUCUGCAGCCGGAGGGGCCGCCGCUGGAACUCCUCCCCCUGGUGACCUUUGUCUGAAGAAGGGAGAGUUCCAGCUUUAUCCUUCAGGUCAACAACAAGCGCAGUACCCCACACCACUGGGCUACGAGAGGAUAACGACAUUUGACAGCAGUGGGAAUGUGGAAGAAGUAUGUCGUCCUCGAACACGCCUUGUCUGCAAUCAGAAUGUGUACACACUCCAGGGACCUGGCAGCUCCGCCACUCUCAGGGUCACCUCCUCUUCAUCGUCUGCUGCAGCUGACAAGAAGAUCCAGCUGCCCUACACCUCCGCUACUCUCAACAGACUCACUGCACCUCGCUAUUCCAUACCUAGUGGAGACCCUCCUCCAUACCCCGACCCAGCCAAUCAGAACAGUACUGUUGGAAGAAACCCUGGACAGAGGCUUGACAGCAGUCUGAUCCACGCCACUCUCAGGAGGAACAGUCGAGAGGCCGCACUCAAAGUUUCUCAGAUGCUGGAACCGCCUCGACCACUGCCUCCCAAGGCUAAAAACAGUAGUGCACUAGCAGCCUCGUUCCAGCAGAGGGUGCCAACGGCCUUAUACACCUGCAGUCAGUGUAGCAGUGGGUCUAAUGUUGGAGGCACUGCCCCAGGGAGUGCAAAUGGAAUCGCAGGAGGAACUAUUAUCAGACAGGAUUUCCCUCCAGGGAAUGGUGCACCACACAGCACAGUUAUUGUUCACUCCAACAGUGCUACUCCUCUGGCCUCCCAGUCCUCCUACAGCCUGAUGAGUUCACUUGAAGGAUCUGGGACCACAGCAGGAGGUGGAGGUAACAGAGACAGGGCUGAUUACGUUAAUUCAGCAUUCACUGAGGAUGAAACUCUGAACCAGUCAUUGAGGCAUCUGGCACUCGGUGGAAAUGAUGCUUCAGGGCUGGUUGUCAAACGCCCGCCUCCUUAUCAGUGGGAUCCAGCUGCCACAGAGGAGGUGUGGGUUCCUCAGGAACGGACAGCAACUUUAAACUCCACUGGCCCUCCUGGACCACACAAACCGCCUCCGCUUAUUCUUAGUCCAGCCCAGCACUUGGAUGUAACCAGGCUGCCUUUUGUCCUUUCUCCAAAGUCCCCCACCAGCCCCAGUGCUGCAUCAUUCCAAGCUGCUGCAGCAGCUACAGGCUACCAAAUCUCUCUUCAGUACCCCCCUGCAACGGUCUACUCUGGAGCCCAGCUCCAACCCAUCCCAGGGUCACCGCGCCCCUGUUCGUCCCCAAAGGAGGUAGUGGCACCAGUGCCCUUCUCACAGCAGGAUGCAACUCUUGUGUUGCCACCAGGCUACUCUGCCAACCUUGCCAACCUUGCCUGCUGCCCCCUCCCACCCAUGUAUCCAGGAGGAAGUGCUUGUGCCGGGCUUCCUAUUCCUCCCAUUGCCCUCCACACACCUUGGGGUACCUAUAACUCCUGCCCGCCUAUGCCCAGUCCUGCAGUGCCAUUACCACCCAAAGCCUCCCACCUGGCAGCGGACAAAAACGUUCUGUCGCCACCUCCUCCUCCUCCUCCACCCCCUCCUCCACCACCAGCAGAACUGCAGAGCCACGGAGGACUACAAGAGGCCAUGGCAGAGGCUGGAGAAGGUUUUCAGGAGGUGCUCUCCUUGACUGAGAGCCCUGUGCCACAGCGGUCUGAGAAGUUCAGCAAGAAGAACCGCAAGCGGGUGGACGGUCGAGCUGAGGAGGCCAACGUGCCGCCGCUGGCUGAGGGGAGCAAGUCAAAGAAGGAGGGCAGAGCUCUGGGUGAUUUCAACUCACUCAUCUCAAGUCCACGGCUGGGAGGGAGGGACAAGAAGAAGCUAAAGGGGCAGAAAGAGCAGCAGUUGAAGACUAAAAAGAUGAGUAAGGCCACUGCCAACAGUGAGUUCCAGGAUAGUUCAGAAAGUGAGCCGGAGCUGUUCAUCAGCGGGGAUGAACUCCUCAAUCAGUGCCAGAGCGGUAAGAAGGGCUGGAAGAGUAAGAGGAACCUGAGAGCUGCCUGCGAGCUGGAUGAGAUCAAGUGUCGGAAAGCUAACGAGAAGGAGGACCGAGGGCUGGGCAGCCAGGGCUUUGUGUACGUCAUGGCCAACAAGCAGCCGCUGUGGAACGAAGCCACGCAGGUCUACCAGCUGGACUUUGGUGGACGAGUCACACAGGAGUCUGCCAAGAACUUUCAGAUUGAACUGGAGGGCAGACAGGUGAUGCAGUUUGGCAGGAUUGAUGGCAACGCCUACAUCCUCGACUUCCAGUAUCCCUUCUCUGCUGUCCAGGCCUUUGCAGUGGCUUUGGCCAACGUCACUCAACGCCUCAAAUGAGAUGUUUCCCUCACUACUUACCCCGAGUUCUAUCUGGGAUUAAAAUGCAAUCUGUUGAAGGGGCACAGCUGUUUCUUUUGUGAUUAAUAAACUCUUGCAGAGGAUUUUGGAGAGAAGACUAAAAUCAGCCCUGGCUAUAAAGAGUAAUACAAUCACGCUGCACUACACAAUGCUGCCACUAGAGUUGGUGCAAUAAGCAUUGACUGCAUUUGUAAAGGAUGCUGUCAGAUCUGCUCCGUUUGGCAGUCGGCGGCGGCACCCUGCAGUGCGUAUAGGGCCAAAGAGCUGAGCUUUGGUAAUCAUGCAAAUAAAUGCUGCUUUAGCUAGAAGAAGCUUAUAGACGUGAUAACCAACAGGUUACCUAAGAGAGGGAUUGUCAAGGUGCAGUUUUCAAAAGAAGCAGCAGUAAUACUUGAAAACCACACUCUGGAGAUCAAAGUUAUUUCUCCCAGAGCGCACAGGUACUACUGGGCACUGAAAUCCAUUGCUGUACAAACCUUUAGUGAAACAGUUACCACUUUAUUAUACUGCUUUUGCUUUUAGGAUUUUAUUAAAUGACUCGUCAUGGUGGAGGGUAGGAGGGUCUUUUUGUUUUUGCUCUCUGCCAUUCCUUUUAUUACCAUCUCAGUCUAUCUCGGCUGGAAUUGAAGCUUAGAUAUAUGCAUCAUUUAGGAGCACUACUAAGAGUUCAGACUGUUCACUGUUGUGAAAGUUGUGCCACUGUUGGGACGGUAGAAGACUGAACAUAGCUGAGGUGAACUGCAGUCUUUUUUUCCACAUGGGACUUUGAAGGAAGAAGAAAUGUUCCUCUGCUACAUGGAUUAAUUUAUAUGUACAUGUUGUUGUUUCUCUGGUCAGAUAUGAAUUUUAACAUUAUUGUCAUUGUUUGUGAUAUACAAUCCUCACACCCUGUCAUCACGUUUUCUCACCUGCUUUAUUUGGGAGACUGAAUUUGAACAUUGCUGUGUAGUUUGGAGACUUCAGGUGGGGGCGGCGUACAGACUAGCUUUGGCUAACGUAUCCUGUACUUAGUUUAUUCUCUACAUAUGGUGACAUGGCGCCAAAGAAGUCGCCAAGGCCUCGACUGAAAACCUCUGGCAUGAAGUGAUGAGUCUCCUGCUGUCACUUCUGUGAAGUGAGCGUGUCGUUGGCGGGGCUGUCCCUGCUCUCAGAGACCACACUGAACAUGUAAGCAAGGUACAGGAAAUAUUUUUGUAUAUUUCACCUAUGCCAUUUCAUACUCUUUUCAGAAGUCGUGUAAAUACGUAUCAGUCGUCUGUAAAUGUUGUGAAGAGACUUGGGUGACCUGGACAGAGUUCUGUUGACGCCUGUCUCCGCUGUGUUUUAAGUGUAAUUUCAGGUGUGGAGCGACGCUGUAGUACUGUUCGGUUGACAAAUAACAAAUGAGAACGGUGGAGCUGAAAUCGUUGUCACUGAAUCUUUGAAGUCAGAACUCCAGUGAAGAAUGAAGCUGUUGAAACCUGUCUGUUCAGGAAGCUGACUCUGAAAUCUGAAAAGCUGGUUUCUUUUUGUUUGUUUGUUUGUUUGUUUGUUUGAGGCGGUGAAGCUCGUGGACACAGAGCUGGCAGGAUGGUGGAGGUAGUAAAUUAUUAGGCCCAUUGCAAAUGCCUGCAGUAGUUUCUGUAUCAGAUGGAAGCCAAACUCAGUACAAAGAGCAGUCACGUUUAGGCGUAAUGAAACCGAACUGGUGCGAUUAGAAUCACCUCAAACGUUGGUGCCAAAACCUGCUAAAACUUAAAGCUGAAAUAAACGGGCCUGGAGAGAAAUGCAGCGCUGUCGAGCUCUCCCUUUGGACCGGCUCUGGUUUGGUCUCUGGACUGAUGAGAUUCUUGCGUUUUUUGAUGUGAUCUUUCCAUAUUACACGAUGCAUGUGUUGUUACUGAGGGGCUGUAGGACGGGGAGGUCUCUUCACUCCUGGAAAUGAAAAGAACAUGAGCAUGUCAUAAAGAAAUACUCAUCUU